AACACCCUCAUUCUCCUCUCUCUCUUUCUCUCUCUCUCUCUCUAAACUACACCAUAAUUUCACUCCCAACCAUGGUGGUUCCUGCGGCGGCCAAUGGUGGUGAUCAGAAGCCCUACGAAAUCCCGUUCUUUGACUUGGGCGCUGCCGGGGAAGAAGAGAUUAUUGCUGACGUGGCGCGGUGGAAGGAGAUGUGCGACAAGGUGCGGGAGGCGUGCGAGAUCCAGGGCUGCUUCUGCUUCACGACGGAGAAGGUCCCCGCGAAGCUGAGGGAAGAGAUGGCGGAAGGGCUGCGCCAGCUGUUCGACCUCCCCGUGGAGACCAAGGAGAGGCACGUCAGCCCUAAGCCGUACCGGAGCUACCUGGGCAAGAACGACGUCGUCCCUUACCUCGAGAGCUUCGGCAUCGACGACCAGGCUCCCGACGCUGAUGACGCGGCGGAGGCUUUCACUGCCGUCAUGUGGCCCCAAGGCAACCCUGAAUUCCGUGAGUCACUGAGCGAGAUGAGCGCCAAGAUGCUGGACCUGAACCUCCUCAUAAUCAAGAUGCUACUCACCAGCUACAACCUCGACGACGCCCCAUCCCACGCCGCCGACACCACCACCAGCUACUUCCGCCUCAUGAAGUACAAAGUCCCUCCCGCCCCUCCCGCCGCCGACCACUACGCCGGGAUCGGGCUUAUGGCCCACACCGACAAGAACACCGUCACCAUCCUGGGCCAGAACGACGUCCAGGGCCUCGAGAUCCAGCCCAAAGAAGACAACAACACCUGGGUCCCCGUCGUGAUCCCCGAGGGCGCGUUCGUGGCCAUCGUUGGGGACGCGCUCAAGGCCUGGAGCAACGGGCGGCUGCACUCGGUUCGGCACCGGGUCGUGCUCCGAGGGGAGAAGGAGCGCUACUCGUGGGGCAGCUUCUUGAUGCCCAAGGACGGCUCGAGGGUCCAGGCGCCGGAGGAGUUCGUCGACAAAGACCACCCGCCGUUGUACCGCGGCUUCACCUACGCCGACUUCCUCUCUUACUUCGUCUCCACGUUGAAGGACGAUGCCCUCGAUGUUUUCGCUGGCUUGCCCGACGUCGUCGAUGAUCGGGAUCAGCUGGCUGUUAACUGAGGGAGGAGCAUGCAUGCAGGGCGUUUGAUUAAUUGGUUGCGGUCGGGGUUAACGUGGUCUCUGGCCGGUUAUAAAGUAAUGUCGGUGUGUCUCGUAAAGUUGUGAUUGUCUCGUGUGUUUGAUUAAGCGUUGUGAAUUGUGAUUAAUAAUGUUGUCUCUCUUUUGUCGUGGUGGUUUUGGUAUGUAUAUUGUUGUAUAUGCCUGGAGGGACAGUGGGAUACCUUGGGAAGUAAAGUGUUUUUUUUUUUAAUGUUAUAGUGCAUGUGUGAUUGUUUGUAACUUGUAAGGAGAAAAAAGAGAUCUAAUGAGCAAUUUGUCCAUUGAGUAAAUGAAAGUUAUAUUUAUCUACUUUUGAGUUUUUGUAU
Molecule: messenger RNA, 1471 nt
Organism: Linum tenue
Lineage: Eukaryota; Viridiplantae; Streptophyta; Magnoliopsida; Malpighiales; Linaceae
Source: the annotation of a GenBank genome assembly